This is a messenger RNA of Microcebus murinus (gray mouse lemur), 2276 nucleotides long. The record is from RefSeq and is a predicted model, not a curated record. NCBI's taxonomy places the organism in Eukaryota, Metazoa, Chordata, Mammalia, Primates, Cheirogaleidae.
CCAAGAAUGAAUGAAAUCGUAGCGCGCUGGGCGGCAGAGCGGGCGGCGCAGGCCGGGCUGGGCCCGCGCGCGGCGGCAGCGGCGCCCCGGGCCGGAGGCGGCCCAGCCGAGCGGGCCAUGGCUACCGCCAUUCAGAACCCGCUCAAGUCCCUCGGCGAGGACUUCUACCGCGAGGCCAUCGAGCACUGCCGCAGCUACAACGCGCGCCUGUGCGCCGAGCGCAGCCUGCGCCUGCCCUUCCUCGACUCGCAGACCGGCGUGGCCCAGAACAACUGCUACAUCUGGAUGGAGAAGACCCACCGUGGGCCAGGUUUGGCCCCGGGACAGAUUUACACGUACCCCGCCCGCUGUUGGAGGAAGAAACGGAGACUCAACAUCCUGGAGGACCCCAGACUCCGGCCCUGCGAGUACAAGAUCGACUGCGAGGCACCCCUGAAGAAGGAGGGUGGCCUCCCAGAAGGGCCGGUGCUCGAGGCUCUGCUGUGUGCCGAGACGGGCGAGAAGAAGAUUGAGCUGAAGGAGGAGGAGACCAUUAUGGACUGUCAGAAACAGCAGUUGCUGGAGUUUCCGCACGAUCUCGAGGUGGAAGAUUUGGAAGAUGACAUUCCCAGGAGGAAGAACAGGGCCAAAGGAAAGGCAUACGGCAUCGGGGGUCUCCGGAAACGCCAGGACACCGCUUCCCUGGAGGACCGAGACAAGCCGUAUGUCUGUGAUAUCUGUGGGAAACGGUAUAAGAACCGGCCGGGGCUGAGCUACCACUACACCCACACCCACCUGGCGGAGGAGGAGGGGGAGGAGAACGCCGAGCGCCACGCCCUGCCCUUCCACCGGAAAAACAACCAUAAACAGUUUUACAAAGAAUUGGCCUGGGUCCCUGAGGCACAAAGGAAACACACAGCCAAGAAGGCGCCCGACGGCACUGUCAUCCCCAACGGCUACUGUGACUUCUGCCUGGGUGGCUCCAAGAAGACGGGGUGUCCUGAGGACCUCAUCUCCUGCGCAGACUGUGGGCGAUCAGGACACCCCUCGUGUUUACAGUUCACGGUGAACAUGACGGCGGCCGUGCGGACCUACCGCUGGCAGUGCAUCGAGUGCAAGUCCUGCAGCCUGUGUGGCACCUCAGAGAACGACGGUGCCAGCUGGGCGGGUCUCACCCCCCAGGACCAGCUGCUGUUCUGUGACGACUGCGACCGGGGUUACCACAUGUACUGCCUGAGCCCCCCCAUGGCAGAGCCCCCGGAAGGGAGCUGGAGUUGUCACCUCUGUCUUCGGCACCUGAAAGAAAAGGCCUCUGCCUACAUCACCCUCACCUAGGCCUGGCCCCGGCCCACCCGGACCUCUGGAGCGGUGCUUGUCUGCCUGCCUCUCCCAGCUGCGGGGGGAGGGGAGAGGGGGAGGCCCGAGCGGGGGCUGGGCCACCCCUGCCCUCUGUGCCAGUGGGGUGUCGCAGGACCCCUUCCCUCCCCCCUGUCCCUUGGCAAGUGGGCACCAGGGGUUUCUGCUCCCCUCAAAGCCAUACCCCGCCUCUGGGCGGGCAUGGGGGGUGGUGGGUGCCAGCCGCGGGCAUGGACAGAGCCUUUUUCUAAAGAAAAAGACAAAAAGAAAAAAAAAAGAAAUUAAUAUAUACGAAGAGUCCUCUAAGGCCUGGCUGGGUGGAGGGGCGCUGCUGAGAGCAUCCACUGGGCACCGUCCAUGCCGGCCUCCGCCCGGCGCCCCUGCCCCCGUCUCUGGAGUUGCAGCCGUCCCACCUCCCCACCAAGGCGGCACCAGCCCCAUGCCCAGGGCGGGUGGGCAUGGUGUCCACCCUCGCCCCUCCCGGUGCCCACCGUGGAUACUGCAUGACGUGAACCAUGGUUUUGAACUCUGUUCCCGCCCCUCCCCGGUCACCCCACCCCGUGGCUGGCGGGUGGCAGCGGGGCAAGGCGGGCCCCUGCUCAGCGCCUGCUGGAAUGAGAAGCACAGACUCUGCAACGGACUCGUUUCCCUCCGCCCCUGCCCCUCGUCCCUGCCCUGCCAGGCCUGGCUGCCCCCUGCCACCCUCGCUGGCCAUAUUGGGGGUAACGAGGGGGCGUGGUUGUUUCUUGUGGUUGUGUGUGUUUGUUGUUCCGGGUUUAAAAAAAGGGAAAUUGAGACUGCAAGUGGGGGAGGAGGUGGGUCUGGGGGAACCUCCCCCAAGCCAGGAGUGCCCCCCCUUGUCACCGAGUCUCCUUUAUUGCCUGCCUCUGCUGUGAAUUAACUUGUUCUGUGUAUUAAACUGGGCCUGACCCCUCUGCCCA